GCCAUUUCUCUCUCUCUCUCUCUCUCUCUCUCUCUCUCUCAUUCUAUCUGUGAGUUGUGACAGAGAAACUCCAACCUAUGUUCGGCCACCGGAAACCUAGCUCCGGCAUGCAGAGCGCAUCAGAGCGUCCCAUGCACUCGCCCAGCUCCGCCUACUCGGACUCUGCUACUUUCCAGAAGUCGUCUGGGAAGAAUCCGGUAAUGAUCGCCGCCAAAUCGGUGACAGGAGUUAUUCGCGCGUGCUUCACUCCGCCGGAGGGAAAAAUUUCGAGGAAUUGGGCCAAUUCUGAUGAGUUCAAAGCACCUACUGGACCUAUCAACGAGGAGGCUGAUUGGAAUGUGUGAAGUACGGGAUGGGCUUUACCACUAUAAACCUCCCUCCGCCUCAGUUUUCCACUCUCAACGUGUUUCUGACACUACUCUUUGGCAUCAGCGUCUUGGUCACCCUUCUAUAUCAUUUGCGUCAGAUGUUUCUGGGGCUAGCAGUCAAAGGAGUCGCAGUUCCAAUCGAAGUAUCUAUGCCAGUUCAUAUAAUUCAACACAGACAAGAGAGCCGGGCAGUGCGAAAUUCACGAUGGCAGAGAUUAACAAGGCCACAAGGAACUUCUCCCCCUCUUUCAAGAUUGGACAGGGUGGCUUUGGAACUGUCUACAAGGCAAGGCUUGAUGAUGGAACACAAGUAGCAGUUAAACGUGCUAAGAAGAUUGUGUAUGAUAAGCAUUUGGGUGUGGAAUUCCAAAGUGAGAUCCGAACAUUAGCACAAGUGGAGCAUUUGAAUUUGGUAAAGUUCUAUGGUUACUUGGAGCAUGAAGAUGAAAGGAUUGUUAUUGUUGAGUAUGUUCCCAAUGGAACUCUCAGAGAACACUUGGACUGCAUGUAUGGCAAUGUUCUUGACCUUGCUGCACGGCUAGAUAUUGCAAUAGAUGUUGCUCAUGCUGUCACUUAUCUCCAUAUGUACACAGAUCAUCCUAUCAUCCAUAGAGACAUUAAAUCUUCCAACAUUCUACUCACUGAAAACUUUCGAGCCAAGGUAGCUGACUUUGGUUUUGCUCGUCUAGGUGCCGACAGUGAAUCCGGUGCUACCCAUGUGUCUACCCAGGUAAAAGGAACUGCUGGUUAUUUAGACCCAGAGUAUUUGAGAACCUAUCAACUCACUGAAAAGAGUGAUGUUUAUUCAUUUGGUGUGUUACUUGUGGAGCUAUUAACGGGAAGGCGACCUAUUGAACCGAAACGGGAAAUCAAGGAGCGUAUAACUCCAAGAUGGGCAAUGAAGAAAUUUGGUGAAGGGGAAGCCAAUGCAAUCUUGGACCCAAGGCUGGAACUGACUGCAGCAAAUAACUUAGCACUAGAAAAAGUUCUAGAACUAGCCUUACAAUGUAUGGCUCCACACAGACACAAUCGGCCAAGUAUGAGGAGGUGUGCAGAGGUCCUUUGGAGCAUUCGCAAGGAUUAUAGAGAUCAAAUGGCUUCAGACUUCUGCUCAUUGUCCUCCGGUUCCUUGAGGACUAGUUCAAUAAAAGAAGAGAAAAAAAUGAUUGAAUCAGAUGCGGAGUGAGAGUUCCAUACUCGCGAAGUAAAAUUUGCGUCAGGGAUGGAAACCAGUGAGCUGUUUUCUUCUUUUGAAGAAACAGGCAACCGACGAAGUUGAAUAUUUGAGUCCAUCACGCAAGGAGGCAAUAAUUUCCCAAGAAAAAAAAAGACGUGAAAAUGCUUCAAGGGAUUAUUUGUUGCAAGAUCAUAGAGGAAUCUGCGGAUGAAGUUUGCUUGUGUAUAGGAAAUUCAGUUAAGAUGGGGAAGAGCUUUGCUUCCUCCUUAUUCUUGUGUGUAUCUCCUCCUUACCACCACAGAUUUUUUUUUUUUUUUCCCUGUUUGAAAAUUUGAUGUUUUGGACGAUUUCUAUUAGCAAAGCCAUGAUAUUCAGAUUAUGUAUUUGGAUUCUUCUCCAAGGUCAUAUUGUAUUUUAGGUGCAGACAUUCUAUUGCCCACAA
Messenger RNA from Malania oleifera, 1987 nucleotides. Its product is annotated as calmodulin-binding receptor-like cytoplasmic kinase 2. Gene Ontology annotation, biological process: protein phosphorylation. Lineage: Eukaryota; Viridiplantae; Streptophyta; Magnoliopsida; Santalales; Ximeniaceae. The transcript has 7 exons. Bases 289 to 1554 code for a protein of 421 amino acids. The record is from RefSeq and is a predicted model, not a curated record. Gene Ontology annotation, molecular function: protein kinase activity; ATP binding.